AUGCCGACUUCCACUUCAGGAGACAUAGACGCACGCCUCGCGGAAUUGAAGCGACCCUUCCAAACAGAAAAACUGCUCCAGGUACGGACAGGAAAGGUCAAGCCCCUGUACCACCUGCCCGUAAAGUCAGCCAUAUACAAGAAUCCCCAUACACAGCCAGUUCAAGUCACGGCACUGGGCUGUGUAGGAGAUGAACAAGCAUAUGAGUUCCAUGGGGGUCCGGACAAGGCGCUUCUCCAUUACUGCGCACGGCACUAUGAGACCUGGAAGGAAGAAUGUCCGGAGAGUCAAGAACGAUUUACCGUUGGCGGCUUUGGGGAAAACCUUGUCAGUAUUUCCGCAAAUGAACAGAAUAUCUGCAUUGGCGAUGUCCUCACUAUUGGCCCAGAAGUCCAAGUCCAAGUCAGUCUCCCGAGACAGCCGUGCUUCAAGCUCAACCACCGUUUCGAAGUCAAGAACAUGGCAUGGCAGUCCCAGAUGAAGAGCAGGACAGGAUGGUAUUAUCGGGUCUUGAAAGAGGGCUACAUCUCCGCGGGCGACGAGAUUCGGCUCAUGGAUAGACCGAAUCCGAACUGGAGCGUGGCAGCCGUCCAACACUACCUGUAUCGCGAUAUGAAGAACUUCGAAGUCAUGGCCGAACUGGUAACACUCCCGGGACUGGGUGCAGAGUCUCGUACAAUCUUCGAAAAUCGACUGAAGAAGAAUUUCGAGAACCAGGACGAAAGGAUGUUUGGCGACGACUCUCUGGCACUCGAGGCAUGGUCUGACUACAAGCUGGUAGAAAAGGUUCGACAAACAUCACGAAUAUGCUCAUUCGUCUUUGAGGCCGUCGACCAGCAUCUGCCAGACCACAAUGUCGAACCGGGAUCGCAUGUGCGCCUGAAGCUGGGAGGCAAGCUGAUGCGAGCCUACUCUGUCGUGAGUGGCACCAGAAAUCGCUUUGAGCUGGGUGUGGCUCUGGCAGACGAUUCUCGAGGCGGCUCCCUACACUUGCACCAAAAGGUCAAGACGGGAGAUGUCAUCUCAGUCAGUCAAAUUGUCACCAGCUUUCCGCUGGCGCCUGACGCCGACGAACACAUACUCAUCGCUGGUGGCAUCGGAGUAACCGCCUUCCUCCUCGCUGCGGAGCAGAUGAAAAAGUCAGGGGAGAACUUCACAUUGCACCUGGCGGUCCGGUCGGCACACGAUGUGCCCUUCCGGGAGCGACUGGCGGACUUGGGCCUGAAGGUCAUCGUUCACGACAAACGGGCAGGACGGCGUCUGGACCUUGCCCAAGUAGUAUCGAAAGCGACAACAAACACUCACAUCUACUGCUGUGGAUCUUCUCGACUGAUGGACGCCGUUGCGACUGCCGCCAAACAAUAUGGGCUGGCGGAUGAGCAGGUACACUUUGAAGCUUUUGCGAUCCCGACAACAGGAGAUCCAUUCACCGCCGACUUGGUGGUGAGCAAAAAGACGGUGGAGGUGCCAUCGACGCAGACCCUCCUCGAGGCACUGCGGGACGCCGGUAUUGACGUGCCGUCGUCUUGUGAAGCUGGAAGCUGCGGGACUUGUCGUGUCAAUGUCGCAAGGGGACGUAUCGAUCACCGCGGGACCGGCCUGUUGGACUCGGACAAGGAAUUCGCAAUGUUGGCUUGUUCUUCUAGGGGGGUUGGUCACAUAGAGCUGGAGCUGUAG
Capronia epimyces CBS 606.96 is the source of this 1677-nucleotide messenger RNA. RefSeq lists its product as uncharacterized. Bases 1 to 1677 code for a protein of 558 amino acids. The record is from RefSeq and is a predicted model, not a curated record. The transcript has a single exon. Lineage: Eukaryota; Fungi; Ascomycota; Eurotiomycetes; Chaetothyriales; Herpotrichiellaceae. Gene Ontology annotation, molecular function: 2 iron, 2 sulfur cluster binding; pyridoxal phosphate binding; molybdenum ion binding.